Molecule: messenger RNA, 1787 nt
Organism: Magnolia sinica
Lineage: Eukaryota; Viridiplantae; Streptophyta; Magnoliopsida; Magnoliales; Magnoliaceae
Product: cytochrome P450 81Q32-like
Exons: 2
Coding region: 97-1641 (514 amino acids)
Molecular function (GO): oxidoreductase activity, acting on paired donors, with incorporation or reduction of molecular oxygen; iron ion binding; monooxygenase activity
Source: RefSeq, a predicted model, not a curated record
CUUCCACCUAUGACCGGGGUGCGCAGGUGACUCGCGGGCCUCCAAAGCUGCUACAAAGGCUAUCCUACUGUCUCGCCUCUGCGCCCACACAAAAAAAUGGUUAUCUUUUUAUCAAUUUCAGCUCUCAUUUUCUUCUUCUUCCUCUUCCCAAUUUCCAAGCGCCUAUUCCAAAAGCGCAAGAACCUUCCACCAUCACCACCUUCCCUCCCCAUCCUCGGCCAUCUCCAUCUCCUCAAAAAACCUCUCCACCACUAUCUCACCACUCUCUCCAACCGCUACGGCCCCAUCCUAUCACUCCGUUUCGGCUCCCGCCCUGUCGUCAUCAUCUCCUCCUUGUCUUCGGCCCAGGACUGCUUCUCCAAGAACGACAUCAUCUUCGCCAACCGUCCCCGCCUCCUCGCCGGCAAGCACUUCGGCUCCCAGUACUCUUCCCUCUCGUGGGCCUCGUACGGUUCCCACUGGCGCAACAUCCGCCGCAUCGCCACCGUCGAGAUACUCUCAUCCAACCGCAUCCAGAUGUUCUCCGCCGUCCGAAUCCAGGAGGUCCAAUCCCUGAUGAAAGACCUGUUCCGAGAUUCGGAAUCGGGGAAAACAGUGGUGGAAUUGAGGUCAAGGUUCUCGGAACUGACUUUCAAUGUGAUGAUGGGGAUGAUCGCUGGGAGACGAUAUUAUGGAGAGAAUGUGGUGGAUUUGGAAGAAGCGAGGCGGUUUCGGGAGAUUAUUAGUGAGGGGUCGAUGUUGAUCGGAACACUGAGUUUCGGGGAUUUCGUGCCGGUUUUGGGUUGGUUGGAUUUUGGAGGGGUGGAGAAGAGGAUGGUGAGAUUGGUGAGGCGGAGGGAUGAAUUCUUGCAGGCUCUGAUCGACGAGCAUCGAAGGAGGAAGAAGAAGGUUGAUUCCUCUCUCUCAAUGGAAGUAGAAGUUGAAGUGGAGAAGAAGAAGAAGACGUUCAUAGAUGUUCUGCUGUCAUUGCAAGAAACAGAGCCUGAGUACUACACUGAUCAGAUCAUCAAAGGAAUGCUAUCGACGCUACUAGCCGCUGGAACGGACACGUCAGCUCUGACCACGGAAUGGGCCAUGUCGCUACUACUGAACCAUCCAGAUGUGCUGGAGAAAGCUAAAGCUGAGCUGGACAUUCAUGUAGGACCUCGUUUGAUAGACGAAUCGGAUCUCUCCAAGCUUCCUUACCUCCAUUGCAUCAUCAACGAGACUCUACGAUUGUAUCCUGUGACCCCACUUCUACUUCCUCAUGAGUCAUCUGAAGAGUCCAUUGUUGGAGGUUUCAACGUGGCACGUGGCACGAUGUUACUGGUCAACGCGUGGGCUAUUCACAGAGAUCCCAAGCUAUGGGUGGACCCCACCGAUUUCAAGCCAGAGCGGUUUCAAGGACCAGAAGGAGCAAAAGAAGGCUUGAAGUUGAUCCCGUUUGGUCACGGAAGGCGGGCAUGUCCGGGUGCGGGACUGGCUGUGCGGAUGGUGGGCUUGGCAUUGGGGACCUUGAUCCAAUGCUUUAAGUGGGAACGAGUUGGAGAGGAGAAGGUGGACAUGACUGAAGGGGUGGGGCUCACCAUGCCCAAGGUCCAGCCUUUGAAGGCAAUAUAUAAACCACGCCAUACCAUGCUCAAUGUACUUUCUCAGCUCUGAAUACCAUAUAUGGCUUUGGGUACGUUUAGCACACGUUAUAGCAUAAUUUGGAUAGCAUAGCUUGGAUAUAGUCAUUUUAUGAAGAUUUGCAGUUGUAAUGACAAUGGAUAUCUUGCGUUUGGCACCAAUGAUACUAAUAAGCACAA